UUGUCUGUUUACAUUAUAAAUAAUCCAUAAUACGAGCCAUCAACAACACCAUCAUUCAGUAUCCAUCUUCUGAUCUCCUUCACUGGUCGACGUCAGUUGCUCUCUGCUCUUUUAGCUCUCUCUUGUGUUUCUUUGAUACCCAUUUGUAACAAAAACAAGUUGAAACUAGUCCUUUUAUUCAGGCCCUCUAGAGGAGCUUCUCUGGGUUUUGUUUCUAAAAGUUAAUUUUAGCACUCAAGCUUAAAAAUAUGGGAGUUGAAGGCACUUUGGAAUAUCUUUCUGAUUUACUAAGCAGUGUUAAAAAGAAGAAGAAGAAGCAAACACAAACAGUGGCACUUAAAAUCAGGAUGGACUGUGAAGGCUGUGCCCGGAAGGUCAAGAGUGUUCUCUCGGGGGUAAAAGGAGCAAAAUCGGUGGACGUGGACUUGAAGCAACAGAAGGCGACUGUAACUGGAUAUGUUGAGCCAAAGAAGGUGUUGCAAGCGGCCAAGUCGACGAAGAAGAAGGUGGAGCUGUGGCCUUACGUACCCUAUACUCUUGUGGCAAAUCCUUACGUUUCUCAGGCUUAUGACAAGAAGGCACCUGCUAAUCUCGUGAGGGCCGUUCCAGCCGCAGCAACCGUUUCUGAGACGACGCUGGAUGACAAUUACACCACCAUGUUCAGCGAUGAAAAUCCUAAUGCUUGUUCAAUCAUGUGAAUAUAUAUAUAAAAUACAUGUACGCCUGUAUUUGCACCCAAGAAUAAAUGAAAUCGCUAGUAAUUGUGAGAAAAUAGUUUGAAAUAGUGAGCAAACAUAUUUAAGCUUUGGCUAUGAGGUAGUUUCUAUUUUUCAAUUCAGUUGAGGACGCCUAAUAAUUUG
Molecule: messenger RNA, 860 nt
Organism: Mangifera indica (mango)
Lineage: Eukaryota; Viridiplantae; Streptophyta; Magnoliopsida; Sapindales; Anacardiaceae
Product: heavy metal-associated isoprenylated plant protein 24-like
Exons: 2
Coding region: 249-698 (149 amino acids)
Molecular function (GO): metal ion binding
Source: RefSeq, a predicted model, not a curated record